CAUACCGUUCGCUCUGGACAAUCGGUAAUGAGAGGUGAUGAUUGUUUCAUAUGUUCCGCGAAAAUAUCUUGGACACCACACGCUAACAGUGGACAGUUUAAAUUGCAACUUACAUGUGCAGACCCAACAUUCACGAGCAACUUACUUAGUAUGCAAAUGAGUAUUCCGGCGCAAAGUAACUUUCUCAAGUAAUCGAUAGAAAUCAAAUUUCAAGAACAUUUGGAGCCGCGUGAAAGUGAAUCUUCGUUUUUAUUGGAAAAGUGAUAUAAGAUAUAAAUAACAGUGCAAUGCCCCGGCUACAUGUGUGGAUAAUUGCUCUUGGGAUCAUCGUGUGCCUUAAGAUUUCCUUCAAUGCAGGAUACGAUGGUGGAUUGAUCUUCUAUGAUCCCGUCACUAAGCAGAAGCUACUACCCCCGAUCGUUACUGCCUCGAAAUACGGGAGUAACUUGCGAAUGCCCUUUAUGGGGCAGCCUUGUACAUGCCAGGGAAAGGAGUGUGGAUGCUGUGUUGGAAUGAAAAUUGAUUUUCUGGAUUUCGAUCAGAGAAUGUGUGCCAAUGUUACCUACAGACCGCGGGACCUUGAAAUGGAACUGGAUAUAAUCCUCAACAGGAAAGCGGUUAUCAUGUAUAAGUUAUCAGCGCAUAAUCCACCUCCGUUUUGUAUACCUGUCCCAUUACCGAUCCCGGUGAAUCUGUGCAUGCAGGUCUACGAUAUACAAACGGUAGGGACGAAUCUUCAUCUAUGCAUGAAAUGGAUCGUGAAAGUUCUUUCGAACGAUAUCUUCAUGUUACACUUUAAUUGCAUUGAGGUUGGGACGGACGGUAUCCACUUGGCGAAGCCGAGCGGAGGCCAAAGUAUGGGGACUUCGAUAGGCGAUGAACAGGUUAAUUCACAUAUCUUCGACCAUGUGAACUUCGAUCGAAGACGGUCGAUACAUUGCAACUCAAGGAAAAGAUGGUUUUAAUCUCUAAUCAUGUGGGCUAAUCGAGUACUUAAUUGUUAUUAAGAAAUUAGAUUUUAUUGAUUAUUUAAUGUUAUUUAUAUCGUUUUUGCCAUUCAUUCAGGCAACGAAAAUAAAUUGAC
Messenger RNA from Hermetia illucens (black soldier fly), 1084 nucleotides. RefSeq lists its product as uncharacterized. Lineage: Eukaryota; Metazoa; Arthropoda; Insecta; Diptera; Stratiomyidae. The transcript is spliced from 2 exons. Bases 288 to 965 code for a protein of 225 amino acids. The record is from RefSeq and is a predicted model, not a curated record.